Aspergillus welwitschiae is the source of this 1032-nucleotide messenger RNA. RefSeq lists its product as uncharacterized. Gene Ontology annotation, cellular component: endoplasmic reticulum; SNARE complex. Gene Ontology annotation, biological process: retrograde vesicle-mediated transport, Golgi to endoplasmic reticulum. The record is from RefSeq and is a predicted model, not a curated record. The transcript is spliced from 2 exons. Bases 1 to 1032 code for a protein of 343 amino acids. NCBI's taxonomy places the organism in Eukaryota, Fungi, Ascomycota, Eurotiomycetes, Eurotiales, Aspergillaceae. Gene Ontology annotation, molecular function: SNAP receptor activity.
AUGACUCUCACAGACUACGCCUCAUACCCGGACUCUCCGGAUCUCGCUGCUUUGAACCUCUCGCGCCUGGUUGCUCGUUUAGAGCAUAAUCUCCUCUCUUCAGCCGCGGAUCUGAAGCCAUUACGCCGGUCAGAAUACCAGCGCAUGAGAGUCGGAGCAAACCUAGAAUACGCCCGCACCAAUCUCCAAACCCUCGAACGCACCCUUCCCCAGAUCAAGCCCACCGACCGUCGAAAUGACCUGCAGACCGACCUCGCACGCCAACGGCAGAUCCUCAAACAGCUCCAGAAUGUCCUCGACGAGAUCAGUAGUUCCCAGGCGGAACCUCAAUCCGACGAAGAAGAGGAAGACGACUCCCUAGACGGUGAAGACCUCCUCGAUACCCCAGAGGAGGGAAGCACCACCGACGAACAAUUCGAACAUGAAGAGAAGGAGCGUGAUACCAUAACGGACGACCAUGAACCAGCAACAACAGCACCCACCACUACCUUACCCGCACCAACAACAACAACGACCGAACUACCUUCACAAACCCCAGAAGCAACUCCCGCCCCGACACAGGAACAACCUUCAACUCUCCGAAACAGAUCACAUGCACCCACUACCACCCCCUCCACCGCAACAGCCAGCGCAACCGGCUCCUCUAUCCAGAAGAACCCUCCUUCCCCACAGCAAUCCUCAUCCACAUCCUCAGACGCUCGAUUACAAGCGACAGAAGAGACGCUCUCAUCCCAUCGCGCGGAACAAGAGAACUUGACAUCAUCUAUGCUUGCGCUAGCAACGCAACUGAAGACCUCAGCGCAGACAUUCCACUCCUCCCUGGAGGCGGAGAAGUCGGUGCUGGCUCGCGCGGUGGAUGGGAUUGAUCGCACGGCGGGGAAUAUGAAGGUUGCGGAGCAGCGUAUGGGGAUGUUGCGGAGGAUGACGGAGGGGAAGGGCUGGUGGGGACGGAUGAUGCUGUAUGCGUGGAUCUUCGGGAUGUGGGUGGUGGCUAUUCUGAUCGUGUUCUUGGGGCCGAAGCUGAGGUUUUGA